Messenger RNA from Paramacrobiotus metropolitanus, 1583 nucleotides. RefSeq lists its product as uncharacterized. Gene Ontology annotation, biological process: signal transduction. Lineage: Eukaryota; Metazoa; Tardigrada; Eutardigrada; Parachela; Macrobiotidae. The record is from RefSeq and is a predicted model, not a curated record. Gene Ontology annotation, molecular function: protein binding. The transcript has 2 exons. The coding region runs from base 515 to 1210 and encodes 231 amino acids.
CAAACCACUGUUCUGCUAUCGCCGUCCCUACGGUAGUUGUUUUGAAUGUUUUCUUGGUGGUCUGCUCCAUUUUCCAGUUAUGAUUUCAUCUGUUUCAAGUUCGCGAAAAUUUUGGGGUAUUUUAUAUUUUAAUUCCUUUCAGAUUUCGUUGCCGCGCUGUAUUUUAUGAAGUUCUUUCGUGCAUCGUUAUAGAACUUCAUAAGAAGUCAACACUGUACUUACAAUUUCGAUGGUAUUGCUUAGUUAAAAUUAGAAUGUGAAGACAGUAAUUUGAGACAAAUAUCUAUAUAUUUAUUUGCAUUUGUAUUUUAUUUGGCUGAUUGUCACUGAUUCCGAAAUCCCGACUUGAACAGAAAGGGGAAAUGGCACUCCGGAAUCCCUGAUGUCAGCCUGACGCUAGCUGCGUAGCUGAUUGUAAUGCUGUAAGAACUGCAGCUUCACCACACUUUGGAACCUGUCAUCCGAGUCCAGAGUCUAGACCAUCUGCUCCCGAUACAAUCAUCAUUUCAUCGCCAUGACGGGGUUCAUAUGCAGCACCAUCCUAUUCAUGACGGCGCUGUUGAUUAUUCGCGCCACACGAGACGUGCGGGAGAUGGAGCUGCGCUUUCUCGCUGACCAUCUGAAUGAUCACGAAUGUCGACAACUGAUCGAAGCACUGCACAGCACCGCGUACCAGCUGUCUGUCGUCCCCGACGGAUCUCACACCGAGGCCAACCGGACGUGUCUGGAGCUGUUGGAAAAAUGGAAUCAGGUGGAGAGUCGCGGGGAAUCAUUUGUGCGGUUGGUGGAGCGACUAAGACAAAUUGGCCAGCCCGAUCUGGCGGAAACGGUGUCGCGUGCUGUACUCAAGGAUGUGAGCAACGAUGCCCGUCUGACACUGCACGACCCCUCCCUGUCCGCCACCGACGACGUCAUCGUGCUGCACAACCCCGCGCCCUCCUCCCAGCCGGACGCCGCGCACAUUCCCGACUUUGACGGGCGCAGUCCCGAGUCCACCUGGACCUUCCAGCUGCCGGCGUGGACGCUGGCGCAGACGGUGCUCUUCAUCAUCUCCUCCACGGUGACCAUCGGCCUGUUUGGGUACUGGUUCUUCUACUGUGUCCCCGAGUGUAUGCGCGGAUUAUGGGGUGUAGUCCGCCGCCAGCCGCAGCGCAGUCGCGACGACGCCGCCCAGUUGUUGCUGCAGGAAAUGGACGAUGCGGAUCUCUGAAUUAUUGUCGUCGUUGUGCCGGCAAGGUCUCAAGAAAACCCGAAAAGGCCAGUGAAUUGUGAUAGAGAAUGCUUUACAAUUUUGUGCUUUCACCCAGAAUGCUCAGUUAAUAUUCCCACAACGAAUUCACAGCGCCAAGGUGAUUUUUUUACAUUUGUAACUGAUUCUGAUUGUCGUAUGUCGGUUAGAUUUGGUACGUGUUUGACUUGGAAAGUGGGCGAUGUUCAUGAAUGUACUGUUUAGCCGCGUUGGCCGUCGUUAACGUUUACCGUGAUGCACCAUCUUGAAACAGACUGUUUGGUUGUCGGUGCACGAUGUACUUACUACAUAGGGAAUACUGUUAAAAAGAGAUGCUUAUUAAUUACCGUUAUUA